CCCAACGGCCCAGCUUCAGUUAGCAGAGGCGACCCAAACAAUACGCACGAUGAGCGAGCCCAGAGAAUCCGGCGAUCCGAAGCCUCCCAAGACUGCCGAGCACCAAAAAGAUCCUCCCCAAAAAGAGGCAGCAGCUGAUUUCGAGGCAGCCAUCGAUGCCGCUGGCUUUGGAAUGUUCAACAUUCUCCUGCUGGUGGCCGCCGUGCCAGCGGCCAUGGGCACCGUCUACGAGACCUCCACGAUGUCCUACAUCCUGCCCAGCGCCGAGUGUGAUCUUAAGCUGAGCCUCCUGGACAAGGGCAUCCUGAAUGCCAUCACCUAUGCGGGCAUGAUCAGCUCGGCGGUGCUGUGGGGCUACUUGGCCGACACCAAGGGCAGAAGGAACCUCCUGAUUGUGGGCUAUGCCGCCGAUACGAUAUGCGUUUUGGGCGGAGCAUUCAGCCAAAGUAGGAUCCAGCUGAUGGUUUUUAAAUACCUUGGAGGCUUUUGUAUGAGUGGCCCCUUUGCCGUUCUUAUGACCUAUCUGACGGAACUCCAUGGACGGAAGCAUCGACAGCGUAUCAUGAUGAUUGUGGGCAUCAUGUUUUCCAUUGCAACGCUAACGCUACCGGGACUGGCCAUGGUGAUAUUGCCCGAGACGUGGAACAUUCGUAUCUGGACUUUGUCGUUGACAUCCUGGCAGUUUUUCGUCGCCAUCACCGCACUUCCCAGUCUUCUGAGCUUUGUGCUUUUCUUUUUCUUCCCGGAGAGUCCCAAGUUUCUCAUGUCCAAGGGGCGCAAUAGGGAAGCGCUGGAUGCCUUCAAGUUCAUGUAUCACCUGAACUCGAGGAAGCCAAAGGACUCGUUUCCAAUCAAAUUGCUGGCCAAUGAAGUUAUCGUUCCGGUGAAAAAGCACGCGAAGAAGGAAACAAUUCCGACUGAGGUUAAGCUUCCGACGGAGGGUGUCGAAGUUCAGGAUCCAGAGAAUCAGGAUUCGAAAAAGAGCUCUCUGCGUUCGGGUUUCACGCAGCUUCGUCCCCUUUUCACCAAACCCUACUUGGGCCUGUCCCUUUGGGUGUAUCUCCUCAACUUCUGCGUGCUCUUGGGACAAAACACCAUGCGAUUGUGGCUGCCACAACUGUUUGCAUCCAUUAACGAGUACGAAAACUUGAUGAGCGGAGAAUCCCAAUCGACGAGCAUCUGCAACAUCUUGGAGUACAGUGUUAAUCGUACCCAAAUCCAGCUGGAGGCAGUAAGUCUGAAUGAUCCCACGGUUGAGUGCCGUGUGAAUAUAACAGCCUCCACCUACACCAACAAUCUGAUUGUGGCCGGUGCGGGCUUAGUGGCAUACAUGCUGGCUGGGUUCCUCGUAAACUUGGUUGGCGUCAAGCUUAUUAUGACCAGUGGACUCCUUGUAGCGGGCGGCUGUUCCAUUGGGAUGUACUGGUCCAGCUCAGCAGCAUCCACGGUCGCACUUGCUUCGCUUUUUGUGACCAUGGGCAGCAUAUCGGCCACUUCAGUGAUCAGCGCCUCAGUCAGCCUCUUUCCCACCUCACUCAGGACGAUGAUUGUCUCGCUGGAAAUGAUGUUCGGCCGUCUGGGAUCUCUGUUAGGCAACAUUUUCUUCCCGGCUUUGAUGGGACUGGGCUGUGUUCCGCCGUUCCUCAUGAUCAGUGCAUUCAUGCUGGCUGGGUGCUUUAUGGCCGCAUUCCUGCCGCUGAAGAACAAGGCUGCUCUCAAGUGAGCUCCUUUGGACUGGACCGCCAGAGGAUUCCAGUUCGGUUCCAUUCCACCGCUGUACAUAGUGUAUUUAACUUAUUUCUUAGCUUAGUUGAUUGCUAACGCGGAAUAAGCGUCCUUCGCCAGAAACCUUCAUUUUCAACUCAAGUUAAUCAAUGCAAUCUGCAAGGUUAUUAAAGUUGAGUUUCGUCUGCUACUAUUUUCCAUUUUCCUAUUUUUUUUUUGUUUUUUUUUCGAUUUUGUUUUGUUUGUUGUGUCCUUCUUCUUUGGUUUAAUUAAAAGUUAAUUUAUUUUAGAUUGCAAGUUCCUAGGUUUAAGCAAUUUGUAUGCAAUUUCGUUUCACUUGUCAAUUACAUGAAUUCCUCUCCAUCAAUUUCCAUAAACCGCUGUCACUUAUCAAUGCAUCCUUGAGCUGGGACGAGGACUUCUGUUCUCCGUUUCGUUCCAUUCCGUUUUCCGAGUCCUGCCACUGGCGUCAAAAGUGA
Molecule: messenger RNA, 2204 nt
Organism: Drosophila simulans
Lineage: Eukaryota; Metazoa; Arthropoda; Insecta; Diptera; Drosophilidae
Product: synaptic vesicle glycoprotein 2B
Exons: 8
Coding region: 50-1723 (557 amino acids)
Biological process (GO): transmembrane transport
Molecular function (GO): transmembrane transporter activity
Source: RefSeq, a predicted model, not a curated record